AUGGAAUCCCGGCUCUGGAAAAUAACCAAAGCCCAAAGCCAUUUUCACGCGAAAGACCUUCGGGACAAUAGUAAUCAAGAAAUUGAUGACAAGUCUGAACAUAACUGUGAUCAGGUAAAUGGGCACACAAAAGCGAAGGACAAAGAAGACAUUCUUCAUCAUGAAUCUAAAAAUGUUGUUAUUGAUGAUCAAGAUAAGCACCCUUCGCAGGAUGAAAAAUGGUGGGAGGGGGAAUCCCAGUUCUUGUUAAACUCUCAGCAACCGGCAGAAUGCAUGUCAAUUUGUGAUGAGUUCCUUCAGAGUCAGAAUUCAUGUGGCAGUGAAGAUGAGCCCCAAAAGAGCAGGCCUCGCCUUGCUGAAUAUGUCCAUUUGCCUGCAGAAGACUUGAAAAAGGAUCUUGAAGAAUGCCAGAAGCUGGACAAUGUAGAUAACACAAACCUAGAGCUUGAAUGCACUCCCGAGUUUCGACUUAGCCAAUUGGUAAAUUUAGCUGUCAUCCAUCAUAGAGGAUUGCUUUAA
Messenger RNA from Miscanthus lutarioriparius, 519 nucleotides. Lineage: Eukaryota; Viridiplantae; Streptophyta; Magnoliopsida; Poales; Poaceae. The record is from the annotation of a GenBank genome assembly.